UGACAGUGUCGUCUUACGCGAUGCGUGACGCCAACCUCCACUCCCGCGCUAUUGCGCUCUGAAACGGGCGGCUCCAACUCCACCGACGGCUGCCAUUAACCCACGUUUCACCAUCCAUACGUCAGUGUCGCGUAGCAGUGAUUCGCCUGUGCUCCCCGUCCCUCGUUCUCUCUCCUUCCGGUUCGCCUUGCCCUCGCCCUUCUGUUCUGCUCCAUUCCUCCGAGCAGUAGCAGAGAUCAAACCCACGGCGAUCUCUCCUCCAGAUAAGUGAGAAUUUUUAUCCUCUAAUAGUGUGACAAUCUUGUUUCCGGCAGCUAUUUCUGUGAUGUUUGUACCUUUUCUUGCGUCAACUUUCCAUCUUGGAGGAGAAAAUUCGAGUUUCUAGGUGUUACCUACCCAAAUUCCCUGCUCUAGAGUUGGUAUUUUUCUGCACACGACACCAGGUUUCAUGUCAAUCUGCUGCCGGAGCGUCAAAGGUGAGACCUUUCGCGGUGUGAUCCUUGUUUCCUCACCUUCUGGGGCCUAAUUUUCUCCUUAGGCCGCUCCCCAUGGAUGAUUCCCGCCUUCUAACGUGCCCGGACCCAGCGCCGAGGGUCACGGACAAGGGGAAGAGGGACGAGUGGAGCGAGGGCGGCGUCCUGUGCCUGUUGGAAGUGUACGAGUCCAAGUGGACACUCCGGAACCGGGCCAAGCUGAAGGGGAGUGAUUGGGAGGACAUCGCCCGCCUGGUGUCGAUGCGGUGCUCGGGAACUAAAGCGCUUAAAACCCCGACCCAGUGCAAGAACAAGAUUGAGGCGAUGAAGAAACGGUACCGCGCUGAGUCCGCCGCCGCCCAUGACCCCAGCUCUAGCUCCUCGUGGCAGUUCUAUGCCCGCAUGGAUGACUUGCUAAAGGGCACCGGGAAUUGCUCGGUUUUUCCGAAAGCCAAUCACGACAUCGAUCUCCAAGCUUUGCCGAAGGCGGAGGCGGAGGUCGAAGCUGACGGGCACUUACAUGAUAGCAAUCAUGACGACGGGUCGAAUUCGAUGCCCAUCAACAUGAAUGCUAAUGCUGACAAUAACGACGACGAGAAGAUGGAGAAGAGAGGCACGGACAGCAAUCUGAGUGCGCCAAGAGGCAAAAAGGAUGCUACUGCUGAGGAUGGUGCGAGAGAUCCUGGCAGUUCAUCCAAGAGGAGGAGAGUCACAGGGAGUGAGGUGGCAGACAGCAUCAGGUUUCUGGCUCAGUCCAUGUUGCAGAUUGAGCAGGUGAGGAUGGAGAUGUACAAGGAUUCUGAGAGGAUGAGAGCCGAGGCGGAGAUCAAGCGGGGGGAGAUGGAGCUUAAGAGGACAGAGAUUAUGGCAAGUACUCAGUUGCAGAUUGCUAAGCUUUUCAUGAAAAGAAUACACCAGAGGAGCAGUAAGAACCAAAAUCCAUCUUUGAGAAGUGAAAUUGGUAUUCUACCAAGGAGGGAUGGGCAGGGUGAUUAACUUCAUAAAGGGAAUCUACUUUCAAGCCAAGUUUUGGGUCCCUUUUCAUCCACAUGCAUUGACAUGCAAAGAUUGGAUCUCUGCAAUUUCGGUACCAAUAAUAAAAGUCUCCACGAUCUAUAGAUGUAUGUAUGAUUCGGUGUGCACUUUUAGAGAGAUGUUAAAAAACCCAAGAACCUAAAAUUGGAGAACAGUUGCCUGCCCAUGAAAGGGAUUACAGGUGCAGUGGCUAUCAGCUGGUUGAUAACAUACCCCCGGUUGCCGAGAAAUUAAGCUCUCACAGAUGUGGAUGCUUGGACUUCAUUGAUUGCAUCGGUUAUUGUCAUAAAUCCUCUGUGCUCACAUUCUACCAUCAUGGAAUUUGUACAUUAAGUUCAUGUUGUUUGGUUUGUGAUAGAUUAACAGUCAUUCCUUCUGAGUUUUUGGAGUCACCAUGCUGCAUCAUAUCUUCAACCAGUCUGAUGUGCCCACGAAAUCUUCAUCAUGUGGGUGUGAAGAAUGUUCUGCUGCAGCUGCCUGAUGUCCCUAUGAAAUCUACAUCAUUGUCAUUGUCAUCAAUCAACGUUUAUGGUCAUCAGAAAUGCAUUUUACAAGCAAAUACAUUUUAUGCUUUUCAAA
Musa acuminata AAA Group (dessert banana) is the source of this 2087-nucleotide messenger RNA. Its product is annotated as trihelix transcription factor ENAP1. The record is from RefSeq and is a predicted model, not a curated record. Lineage: Eukaryota; Viridiplantae; Streptophyta; Magnoliopsida; Zingiberales; Musaceae. Gene Ontology annotation, cellular component: nucleus. Gene Ontology annotation, molecular function: transcription cis-regulatory region binding. The transcript has 2 exons. Bases 549 to 1469 code for a protein of 306 amino acids.